AGAGCCGGUCAUUCGCGGCGCGCGCACAGGACGAGGAGGAGGAGAGCAGUGCCUGAAUGCGGAUUUAAUCGGAAUAUUUCUCGUCCUUCGGUUUAUUUGAGACCGGAUUUUAUUGUGGAUAGCUUUGGACAAAGGAAAUUGCAGCGUGUCACAUUUACAGACGGUAAAUACAUUGGUGAAGGCUGAGGACGUAUUUUAAAGAGGGCCAUGAGGAGGCAGGCGUGACCGGCGUGUCCCAGAGCGCAGCGUGAGGAGGAGGAUGCUGGAGGAGGAGGACAUGGAGGCGACAGGAGGAGUGAGCCUCCACGCUGAAGUGGAGCGGCUCUCUGCCGAGCUCCAGGAGGCCAACGAGGAGAAGCUUCAGGCGGCACGGUACGGCCUGGCCGUGUUAGAGGAGAGCGCCGCUCUCAAGACCAAACACACCCAGCUGGAGGAGGAGCACGAGGCACUCAAACUGGAGGUGCAGCAGCUCCGUGAGGCGCUGGCCGACACUGUGAGCAGCCACAAGCGUGCAACAGCAGAUGGGCAGUGUCGAGAGGAGUGUCUGCUACAGGAGACGGCUAGUAAGGAGGCUGCCAUGGCAACGCGGAUGGAAGAGCUGCAGGCAGAGCUAAAGCAGUCUCGGCUGGCUCUGGCCAACAGCAUGGCUGAGAACGAGAGGUUAAGCGGUCUCUCCACUCAGCUCAAGAAGGAGUGUGAUGGUUUAGAGGAUGAGAAGGCCCGUGUCAGAGAAGAGAUGAAGGAAUUUAAGGUUCGCGAACUGCAGCAGCUUCAGGACAACACAGAACUGGAGGAAGAGAACAUCUCCCUGCAGAAACAAGUCUCUGUACUCAAAGAGAACCAGGUGGAGUUUGAGGCACUGAAGGUGGAGCUCUCACAGAAGGAUGAGGAACAGGAGCUGCUGCGAGCACAGCUGGAGGAGGCCGGCCGGUUGCGGGAGAUCGCUGAGAGGCAGCUGGACGAGGCCCUCGAGGCCCUGAAGGAUGAACGUGAGCAAAAGAACAGUUUAAAACGGGAACUAGCUGCUCACACGGUCAACCCGUUCGAUUCUGUGGUGAACCUGGACCUGCAGUUGGACGACAGUCUGGAUGGCGAUAGGGCUGCAGAGGAGAAGGAUCGGGGGGAUAAAGAGGGAGAGGAGCAGGACAGCGGCUACAACCACUCGAAGGGAAGCGAGAAGCAGCACUGCUCUACUCCGAGGAACACCGGCGUGUUCCUUCGGCCUCAGGCUCCCGGGCUGGUGGCUGACCUGCUGAGCGAACUCCAUCUGUCCGACAGUCAGAAACUCAAACAGCAGCUGUUGCAGGUAGAGAGGGAGAAAGCAGCUUUGGCCAGUUCAGUCCAAGACCUCCAGGAGGCACUGGCUCAGUCUAAAGUAGCUCUGGAUGAGCAAAAAGUGAAGGUGGAGCAGCUCUCUCAGCGUCUGGAGGUCUUGCAGGGUUGUUCCACUUCCUCCAUCUCCCAGUCCGGGACGAAAAUCCAGGAACAGAAUGGAAAGAGGGAGCAGGAGAACGAUGAAGAUCUGGAGCUGGAUGCCAAGAGUGCGGAGGUGCUCGAGAAGCGCAUGCGUGCAGCCAACGCCGAGCUUAUGCAGCUGCGCGACGAGCUGAAAGAGGCAGGCGAUCGCUGCCGGGGUCUGGAGGAGCGCCACCUGCAGGAGAAGGAGCGCUGGAGGGCUGAGGCUCAGGAGCUGGCUGACAAGAUUCGCCAGUGCAUCGCUGCCAGUCGCCAUGACCAGGAGCGUAUCGGGCAGCUAGAGCUCGAGAUCGGAGCUACGCGUCGUGUCGCCACCGACUCCGAAUGCCACCUGAGCGCCACACAGGAGGAGCUGCUGGCCUUCUCUGAAGAGCUGGCUAAUCUCUACCACCAUGUUUGCAUGUGCAACAACCUCACACCGCGACGUGUGACGCUAGACUACUAUCGCGAUGGAGCACGAGGUGGGAGAAGGCACCACCACGGAUCAUUCCGGAAGCAGAGAAGGUCAGGAGAGGCGCUGGGGAAGGUAGACUUGGACAUCACAACGGCAAAUGGAGAUUCCUCUACAAACUGUGGAAGUGGCCCUAGCUCUCCAACACUGGAUUUCAGGGACCCCACCAACGUGCGCAACCUGGUGGCUGUCAUUCGCUGCCAGAUUAAACACCUCCAGGUAGCUGUUGACCUGUGCAGGCAACGUGGUGCCUUACCCUCAUCUGCGUUAGGAGGCAGCUCUGAAUCUGACCGUGAAGCUCUGCUCGAGGAAGUGCUGAAGCUCAAGUCUCUUCUAAGCACCAAGAGAGAGCAGAUCGCCACACUCAGGACUGUCCUAAAGGCAAACAAACAGACUGCUGAGUUAGCUCUAAGCAACUUGAAGACCAAGUACGAGACAGAAAAGACUGUCGUGUCUGAGACCAUGCUGAAGCUGAGAAACGAGCUCAAGGGCCUGAAGGAGGACGCCGCUACGUUCUCCUCGCUGAGGGUCAUGUUUGCGAGCAGAUGCGACCAGUACGUAACUCAGUUAGAAGAGAUGCAGCGACAGCUUGCCGCUGCAGAGGAUGAAAAGAAGACCCUCAAUUCACUCCUGCGCAUGGCCAUCCAACAGAAGCUAGCACUGACUCAGAGGCUGGAGGACCUGGAGGCCCCACUGCAUGCCCACAGUAAUGGAGGCAGCCCACGUCGCUCUCGUGCCAAGCAGCUGGCCACCAAAUCAGGAAGAGCGCCACGGAGCCCUAUGAGAAGCAGUCCACGUGCCAGCCCUGUGUUGGUGUCAUCAUCAGGCAGCUUGAGCACGAGCGGACAUCUGAGGGUGCAAUCACGCAGCCUCCACGGCAGCCCUCGGUGAAUGCUCCAUUCCUCCUGUCCUGCUCCAGUGUGUGUGGACCGUGUUCAUGCCCAGCUCAGAACCACCCUUAACACUCCAGACCCGACCCGACCCGCUCCGACAUCCACCUCAUCCCACUCCAAACCACAUCGGGCUCCCCUUGUGCUUAUUCUCGUCUCAUUUAACUUUCCGUCUCUGUCUUAUCCGUUUUUUUUGUGUCCUCUACCUCACUUUUUCUAUCUUUCCUCUUGCUCUGUCUGUCUGUUCGUCUGUCUGACUUGCUCGCUCAAGUAUUGUGCAGCUUCGAGGAACUGAAGGCUCCCCGGAGCUUCAUUUCAUUUCACCAUGAGCUUUCUGAAGUAAGGCAAGUUAUCAAACUUGCUUUCAGUCUCAUGGGUAUUGUACCACACCUAACCCACUUUAAAAGACCAAUGUGUAUGUUUAAAAAAAAAAAAAAAAAAAAAAAUCCCCAUCCUGUAUUUAGCUGCUGUCUUCGGGGAGGAUUAUGUAAGAAGGAAUUUCUGGCCUGCAUUAUUGUAAAUUAUUCUACUACCUAGAAUGACUGACAGUCCGACAGUAUUAGUGUGCAGCUGAGGCAUGUUCAGAAUGUUUGUGAACUUUAAUUUUUAUUUCCUACUUCAUCAUAGAGUGUAAUGCACUGCUCCCUAAGCGUUGUCCAUCAGACUUCUCAAAGUAUAAACUAGACAGAUUUUUUUUUUUUUCUUUUUUUUUUAGAAAAACAGACAUUAAUAGAAAACCUUUUAUCUGCUGUACUGUACACUUAGUAGGGUUGUUACUGUCUCAUGGUAUAAAAUAACUUUUUAAUUACUGACAGUGUUUUUUUGUGGUUUUUUUUGUUUUGUUUUUGUUUUUUACUCCUAUCAAGUGGUUUCGUCUUUUUUUUGGGUCCAGCUAGUUUGAAUUUUACAUCCCCCCCUUUAAGCCACUUCUGUCUUUCAGUGCAGGAGACAUGGACUACACUGAAAACUCUUGGGCUGUGUGUGUAAUUUGUUACUGCUGUAACCAUGUUGUGUUGCUACCUCUGCUCCUGCUCUUAGUGACCCUAACAUCAUACACAGUGCAUAGAAGAACAUGACACUGCUGACCAGAGCUAAACGAAACUGCUCAGCGUACUGCUUUUCCUCACAGCCACCCUCUCUCAGCUGAGAAAUGCUGACAGCAUCAGAUUUUAUGAAAAAUUUGUUCUUAUUAAUAUAUUUCUAUUUGGAUUUGAUCUUGUACACAAAGACAUUUGUGAAACGUUUCAGUAUUCUUUUAAGUUUUUCUUUAUUUUCUAUCCUUCUUUACCAUGAUGUUUGUCGAUUAAGUUAAUAUACCAUAAUUGGUAACAACCCUACUCAGCCUCUUAAUGGAUAGAUGAAGUUCUGUGCAGAGAUUGGGAGGUCUUGCUGCUAAUGCUGAAUAGAGUAAAAUGUAAAAAAAAAAAAAAAAAAAAUUGAAAAGGAAAGAAAGUGUCAUGUCCUGUCAGAACUACUGCGAGUUUUGUGAUCUUUUACACAGGGUUAAACACAAAGCACUGUUACAUCAAUUAUUACUCUCGGCUACAAGUACAAGCAGAGCCAUGUCUAGUUUUUGUUUUAUUAUUAUUAUAAUUAUAUUAUUUAUCAAAGCAAUAAGGCACCAAUGUUUUUGCUAAAGGGAACACAUCAUGGGAGAGAAACAAGAUCUGAAACAGUGCCUUAAUUACUUGCAGAGUCAACCGGUUUUUAGGAAAUUUGUAGGUACUUGUACAUAAAUUAUGUUUCUAAAUAGGGUCCUUUUUUUUUCUUUUUCUUUUUUUUGCUGUGUAGUUACAAAUUGUGUUAUUCCCCCUGAAAUUGUCCUUAACUGGCAGGACCUGGUAACAUAAACACAUCGCUGUUCUUAUCAGAGCAGUGCUGUUGUUUAUAUGUGUAUAUAAAAUUUCGUAUUUGGUAGCUGAUCAGCGCAGGUUGUUCAGCUUCAUUCCUUUGCAUGUUCAUAAACCAUGUUAAACAAUGUAGGAAGCUUACACGGGCCAUGGUGUGAGAAAAUAACUGAAUCAUGAAGUAAAAAUAUUAAAGUGAUGAAGCUCCCAACUGAAGCAAAGCUUCAACUUUGCUUUAGCUUCAUUGACUUGGACUCUAAGGAUUGUUGUUGUUGUUUUAUUACAUAAGCAGACUAAUUAAAACAUGAUCUUUAAAGAUCAUGUAACUAGCACAUACUGAAGAAACAUAUUUAUUACCAAUGUCUACUAAAACCAUGAUUCUGAUAUUUUCGCUCACACCUCUGGACCUGACUUGCAUUAUUAUUGUGUGAAUCAACAAUAUUGUGGCUUAUAAAUAUCUUUGCUUUUAUCACAAAUGGUAGUGAAAUCUCAAAAAAGACGAAAGUAACAGUUGCUUGUUAAGGUUUGUAACUAUGGUCUGAAAAAUGUCUGCCUGUUCCGACCUUUUAAACUCCCUCGAUCCCAUCACUUUUAACCACUGCUUUACUGCUCUUUUUAGUUUCCACUGAUCGUCCCAUUUUAACAAGAAGAUGUAAUUUUCAUAUGUCAGUCACACUGUUUUGUGCAAUGUGUAGUGUAAAAUAAAAAUAAAUUAAAUGUC
Molecule: messenger RNA, 5385 nt
Organism: Clarias gariepinus (North African catfish)
Lineage: Eukaryota; Metazoa; Chordata; Actinopteri; Siluriformes; Clariidae
Exons: 10
Coding region: 260-2818 (852 amino acids)
Biological process (GO): protein localization to organelle; regulation of microtubule cytoskeleton organization; microtubule anchoring at microtubule organizing center
Cellular component (GO): cytosol; Golgi apparatus
Molecular function (GO): cytoskeletal adaptor activity; dynein complex binding; dynactin binding
Source: RefSeq, a predicted model, not a curated record